Messenger RNA from Darwinula stevensoni, 2197 nucleotides. The record is from the annotation of a GenBank genome assembly. NCBI's taxonomy places the organism in Eukaryota, Metazoa, Arthropoda, Ostracoda, Podocopida, Darwinulidae.
AUGUGGCUGAUAGCUAGUUGGUUUUCAUACACCCCGUUUGUAUGCAGCCUAGACUACUAUGGUCUGUCAAUGAAUGCAGCCCUUCUAGGUGGGGACCUGUUCCUCAAUUUUGCCCUCAUCUCAGCCAUUGAAAUCCCUGCCUACUCUCUAGCAUGGUUGGUUAAUAAAGUUUGCACAAUGGAUGCAAAACGAGACACCAUCCUGGAGCUCCACAAGGCCAGAAAGAGUAACUGGGAGAUUCUCAAGGCCCUCAAGAACUGCAACAUCAACAAGGUAUUCAUCUGGAGAGAGGUGAGGCAAUUCAAGGAGACUGGAAUGACAAAAGUUGGUCGAAAGUGGUCCUUGUGCAUAAGCUUCCUUGUUGGUGGUGGUGCUGUCUUACCGAUUGGGUUCAUCUCGAAAGAUGUGAGGGGAGUGCACUUGGCACUAAACCUAGUGGGGAAAUUGGGGGUGACGUCAGCAUUCGGAAUCGUUUACUUGUACACGGCAGAGCUGAUGCCGACCCCUAUUCGGAGUGCUACCUUGGGUCUUUGUGCCAUGGCCUCCCGGAUCGGUGCCAUCAUUGCACCCUUCCUCAUCCAAAUGAGCAGGCAGUGGGAACCCCUCCCAAUGGUGGUGUUUGGCGGAUGUAGCAUCCUGUCGGGGAUCCUUGGUCUUUCUCUCCCUGAAACUCAGGGAAGACCCCUUCCCCAGACCCUCCACGAUGCUGAGCAUCUCCAAUCGGUGGAACCAAUUCGGCAUGAGAUCGCAGGUGAAACAAGGCCAUUGUUAGCCGACCAGGAUGACUGAACACAAAUCGGUGUAUACACAGUCAUUAUUAUUCCAUUUUUUACCUUGAUUCUGUCAGGUUACAGAACAUUGUAGUUUUCCAUGUUCAUCACUUGGAGAUUGAGUUUCUCAAGUGGUUGUUGUAAUGCCUCUGCCUCUGAAGGCUAAAAUGACUCUCCUUCCCUCUCCACCAAUACUGUCAUAUACUGUAUUCACAAACAAGUCAUUGAAAACCUCACCCUUGAGAACUUGUCAUACGUGCGUCUAGGAUUUUCCUUCUACGUUCAGAAAGUGGAAAAUCCUUGGGAGGGGGGGGGAGUCUACGGAGCCAGUGCUUCCUGUAAAUAAUACCCUUCGCUAUCCAAGCCUACUGGGGGCAGUUGAACUACCGGGAUGACUCCAAUGUUGACCACAUGAUGAUGUUUCUUCUUCAGUAUAAGUAAAUAUUUUUGGGGGUUUUAAGUCUGAAAGAUCCAACUGGAAGUGAACGAUGAUGUCGUCUCAUGUCGUUUUUGAGGGAAAACGUUUUACCUGUGACAAAUGCAUCUGUGAUCGCUAUUCGAUGUCCUUUGGUUCUGAAAAAGGUGGAGUCACCCAAAAUGAUAUAACCAAAUAACAAUGGAAGCAUGUAGAGUAACGCGUCAAAAUGGAUAAUGCCCUGGGACACUGGUUAAGCUCGUGUGAAAUAAUUCACUUUAUGUUCUAAUAAUUCAUUUUCUGCCGAAUGGAGGCUAAGCAUAUUCAGUGGAUACACCUUUUGAUUUUUCAUUGUUCUCUCAUUCCCUUGCGUGAAGUUCUCGCAGAGAAGGAAAUACUUUUGCAGUAAUCUCUACUCUGCGGUCGAGUGAUAGUGGACAGGUAGGAAUUGUGAUAUCAUCCUGACCGUCCUCGUCUCACGCUUUCUGUGCCCCUUCGGUAUGUCGGUCACGUCCAUUUCCUUUCGUAUUUUCCCGAUGUGCGAAUUGGGAUAGUGGGAAUCAAAGAAGGACCUGCGUGUUAGUAACGAUCAUCGUCGCGUGUACGCGUUCCCCGAACCUCAGAGAUCGCCUAGGGAACACCAUUGGUGAGUGUCCAGCCUAAAGAAACGAGAGAUUUAUUGAGGUGCUGUCGGGGAAACGUCAAUGAAAAUGUUGACUAUAGGGAUUGUGCAGCUAUAAUCACAUCGAGCACCCGGGAGGGGGAAGGGGAUCGUGUCGCUCUCUGGCGAUUGCUGUCGUACGAAAGGGGAAAGAAGUUUCCCCUCAGUAAGUGAAUCUUACCUAUUGCGCCUUGACCAAUGCAUCCGUGCAAUUCUUGCUUCAACCUCCUGCUCGACAUGCUUCCACCUUUAUUUGGACAUCAUGUCAUUCUGGGAGUCUCUUCUUAUGUACAAGUCAGCAUUAUUUUUUUUUUGGCCGUUGAAUAUAUGUUUCUGCCUUUGGGAAGUCCA